UUUUGCUUUUCAUUACUCGGUUUCACUUGACUCUCGUUGGUUCAACUGGCAUCUCUCUUCUUAAAAACACAUUAAAUUGUUAGAUAUAAUCUCCAGCAUUUCAUUUUGCUUUUCCCAAUGAAUAACACUUCCAAAUUCGUGGGCUUCAAGAAGUAUUCAAAUUUUGAUCACAAGGUAAGUCUGCUGGGAUUGAGCUGACUCAAAUCUUUGGAGCUGCCUCAAUCAACAGGUGAGCAAUAAAGCGAUCGAUCAAUAUCACUUCUGGGUUUGAAUUGGCGAUCUUCAUCGAAAGCUCCGGCGAGCUCGAUCUUGGCCAGUACAUUAUUAAAGGUUGACUCCUUCCUUCGUCUUUUUUCUUGGGGGGUUUUUCAAUGUCUGCUACGAAAUCCCAAGAAGCCUCUUCUCCGGCUUCUCCAUUUAGAUAUGACGUGUUCUUGAGCUUCAAGGGUCCAGACACUAGCAACAGUUUCAUCGAUCACCUCUUCGCAGCUCUGAACCAUGCUGGAUUUCACACCUUCAGAGACGCAGAUUUAUUAGAAGUACGAGAUUAUGAUCCCGAGAAAGUGAUUCGAGAGUCGAGGAUGUCAAUAAUAGUCUUGUCGAACAACUAUGCCCGGUCAGCUUGGUGCCUUGAAGAGCUCGUGAUGAUCCUCAAACUGAGGACUUUUGGACACAUAGUUGUACCUAUUUUCUACUAUGUGAAUCGAUCUGAAGUGAGGAAGCAAAUCGGCAGUUUCGAAGAAGCAUUUAUGAUCCAUGAAGAGAGGAUCGAAUUCGAAACAGAUGAACUAGUGAAAGAGAAAUUGAAGGAUAUGCUACGAAAAUGGAGGGCUGCGCUUAAAGAAGUUGCAAAUUUGGCCGGGAUGGUUAUUCCAAAUCAAGCUGAUGGGUAAUUUCCUCGUAGCUCGCUUCUUUAGCUAGGCAUACUUGUGUCGCUUUUCAUCCCACUUUAACAGUAAUGCCAAUAACGUUCUCAUAUUUGUUAGUUAUUGCUUUGAAAUGUUUAAUUCUUGGUUAGUGCGACUCAAUCAUGUAUUCUUAUUGUUUUUUAUGUUCCAACUUUAUCGCAAUUUCAGACACGGGGCAAGGUUUAUCCAGGAAAUUAUAGAAGUGGUUGGAGAAAAUCUCAGUCGCAUGUCAUUGAACAGUGCCCCCAACUUGGUUGGAACAUUGCAGGUGAAUGCUGUGCAAUCUUCCAACAAUCUCAGUAGCAUGUCAUUGAACGGUGCCCCCAACUUGGUUGGAACAUUGCAGGUGAAUGCAGUGCAAUCUUUCAACUGGCCUUGGCCAAGGCUCCACAAACUUGUUGGGAUUUCUCCUCUCUUCAGCAGAGCCAAGUUGCUCCAUGUUUGGCCGGGUCUCAACUUCUGGUACUACCUUGCUAUCAUCUCGUCACCGGCAUGGGUUUUCUCAUUCUUGGCUAUGGAUUUCAUCAAGAAAACCACCGACCUUGUCUUCAUCUUCCUGAUUUCAACACUUGCACUUUCAUGCUUCGCUAUUAACUUCAUGCUUUCACAGUUCUAUUUUUCGUUACCAAGUAUUCCAGAAACCGAUCGUUUCUUUCGCGGAUACCAACGUGCCGGGAAAACAAUCGGCUACACACUUCUGUUCUUCGGCAAUGUCGGACUCUACUACUUCACCGAGAAAUCCGUUGCUUGCAUGCUCACUUUCCUCCUCCUCGCCUUUUACUGUCUCUGCGCUCUCUUCUGUAUCCAACCAUAUACGGAUUUUGGCGCCCUAGAAUUCCUCCUCAGCGCGUGUAUGAAUCAAACAUUGAGUCUUUUCGAGCUCCGAUCUUCAUACUCAUGGCUAGUUAUAAUUGCCUGUAUUGUCAUAGCAGGGAUCCGUUUUCGUCUAGAACCGCCAGAAGCAACUACCGAUGAAGUUGAUCUUGAAUCAGGCCAUCGGAAUACUUAGCGAAGAGAGGUCAGGUCAAGAAAAACCCCGUCGGAUUAUUAACAAAGUCGUGAGGCUUGCACUAAAGAGUAGUACUAUUGCAAUAUUUCCAGAGGAUUUCCAAAUUCUUGUGUGGAAGUUGAUUUGGUCAUUUUUAUCAGGGAGGUAAUAGAUUGCUGGAGGAAGUAACGUUUCAAAUCUCACACUGUCCAACCACCACUUGGUCACUUGGUCACUUGGGCGGGAGAAAAGUUGGUGGGUCCUAUUCCUUGGUCGGUGACACAAUCUUGCACUGAGAUAGGCUAUAGUUUUGACCCCAAUAUCUACAGAUCCGCCCUGCUGUUAGGUGCUCCAUAGCAAGAGACGCUGCGGUGCGAAACAAAGAAGAUAUCACAUUGGUAUGUAUAAAGCAAGCGAAAGGGUAGGGCUAUAUAUAACAAGAGAAACAAUGGCGACUGACAGAUGGAAAUUUCAUCCAACGUCUGUGGGUGUGAGAGUGAGUGCGUUCAUCCAGCUAUUAAUCUCAAAAUUCAAACAAGAAAAAAGGAUGAUCCUGCAUUUCGGUAUACUGAGGAACUUAAACAUCAGGCAUAUUCUCAUGAUCCAACAGUAUCUAUCGAUGUACAAAACCAGGUUGUGCCAUACUGUUGAGUUCCAGUCAGAGAAAGCAUUCACAUGUAUCACAUCUGCUUUCACAGAGAUGAAAAGUAAACAAUCCUCAGCUUCCAUAUGGUGGAAGGACCACCCAAA
This is a messenger RNA of Rhododendron vialii, 2646 nucleotides long. RefSeq lists its product as uncharacterized. Bases 1000 to 1917 code for a protein of 305 amino acids. The record is from RefSeq and is a predicted model, not a curated record. The transcript is spliced from 3 exons. Lineage: Eukaryota; Viridiplantae; Streptophyta; Magnoliopsida; Ericales; Ericaceae.